AACAAUAAUAAUGAAAAUGAAGAACUCUGUGAUGAUAUAAAAAAAAAACAAUAUGUAAAAGAUAAUGUAGAAAAUAAUAAAAAAAUCGAUGAACAACAAAAUUGUUGUGAAGAAUCUUAUAAUGAAGAUAAAACAAAAAAUAAUUGCAAUUGUAUUGAUAGGAUAUCCACACAAGAUAUAAUUACCAAAAAAGAAUUUAAUAAUGAUAACAUUAAAGAAGGAGAAAAUAGGAAUGUUCAGGAUUUAGAAAGUUUACAAAAUGAUGGUAACGGUGUUAUAGAAUUAGGAUGUGGACUUGGUCAAAUAAGUAAAUAUUUAUUUAGUAAAUAUAAAAAUAUGACAGGUAUAGAAAUUGAUAGUAGAGCUCUAUCUAUAAUUAGUCGAACCAUGCCUGGGUUUGAUUUUAUUCAUGAUGAUGUGUUACAAAUAAAUUAUAAAGAAUUAUCUUUAAAUAAGAAAACAAAACUAACUAUUAUUGGAAAUCUCCCAUUCUAUAUAACAUCACAAAUUUUGUUUUGUCUAUUGGAUUUUCAUAAAUACAUAGAACAAGCUAUUGUUACCAUACAAUAUGAAGUAGGUGAAAGAAUUGUAGCGAAACCUAAUCAAAAAAAUUAUUCCAUUCUAAGUAUUUUAUUUCAUUUAUAUACAAAUCCAUAUUUACUUUUUAAAAUACCAAGCAAAGCAUUUUAUCCAGUACCUAAAGUUCAAGCAGCUGUUAUGAAAAUAAUAUUCAAAAAUCACGAAUCCUAUUAUAAACAUAUUAAUUGUAAUUUAUUAUUUCUUAAAAAAAUACUCAAAUACUCAUUUCAACAAAGAAGAAAAAAAUUAAAAAGUAGUUUAAAAAAUCUAUUAAUACAAUAUAAUAUACCUAAAUUACCUGAACAAUUCAUACAUCUAAGACCACAACAAUUAUAUCCUCAUCAAUUUGUAGAACUCACAAAUCUGCUUUUUCCGCUUCAAAAUUAUCCUUUCAAUCCUAAUAUACACACAAAAGUUUGGAGAAAAAAAAAGCACGGCGAUUAA
Plasmodium reichenowi is the source of this 1023-nucleotide messenger RNA. Its product is annotated as apicoplast dimethyladenosine synthase, putative. The record is from RefSeq and is a predicted model, not a curated record. Gene Ontology annotation, cellular component: mitochondrial matrix. The transcript has a single exon. The annotation marks the transcript as partial. Gene Ontology annotation, molecular function: rRNA (adenine-N6,N6-)-dimethyltransferase activity. Gene Ontology annotation, biological process: rRNA methylation. Lineage: Eukaryota; Apicomplexa; Aconoidasida; Haemosporida; Plasmodiidae.